AUGAUUAUCUCAGACCGCGACAAGAAGUUCACCUCUCCUUUCUCGAAGCGGCUUUGGGCCGAGAUCGGUAGACAACUUGCUAUGACUACGGCCUACCAUCCUCAGUCAGAUGGACUAUAUGAUCCAUUCGGACAACUGGGCAGGCAUCUCUCAGGACGAAGCCAUAAAGACCGUGAGGCAGCUUUUCUGCAGGCAGAAAAGCUUGAUUCACCGUCUGUCAUGGUUACCUCGAUCAACGAGGCAGCUGAUAACUGGGAUUGUUCGGGCUGCAGCGAGAAAGUCCGUUUGCUGGCGAAGAGCCGUGAGCAUUUUCACAAUCUACCAGAACCGAAUUCCAUGGCCCUGUUUGUCUAA
Fusarium poae is the source of this 354-nucleotide messenger RNA. RefSeq lists its product as uncharacterized. Gene Ontology annotation, molecular function: nucleic acid binding. Bases 1 to 354 code for a protein of 117 amino acids. The record is from RefSeq and is a predicted model, not a curated record. Lineage: Eukaryota; Fungi; Ascomycota; Sordariomycetes; Hypocreales; Nectriaceae. The transcript has 2 exons.